Molecule: messenger RNA, 3424 nt
Organism: Bombyx mori (domestic silkworm)
Lineage: Eukaryota; Metazoa; Arthropoda; Insecta; Lepidoptera; Bombycidae
Gene: CycB3
Product: cyclin 3
Exons: 8
Coding region: 188-1723 (511 amino acids)
Biological process (GO): mitotic cell cycle phase transition; regulation of cyclin-dependent protein serine/threonine kinase activity
Cellular component (GO): cyclin-dependent protein kinase holoenzyme complex; nucleus; cytoplasm
Molecular function (GO): cyclin-dependent protein serine/threonine kinase regulator activity
Source: RefSeq, a predicted model, not a curated record
AUUGGCUAGGCCAUUAACCAAUUAAAAUUCAAAGCAGCUCAACGGUUUUUAAAGACGUAUCUGUCGUGUCGUUGUUAAAAUCUUUAGAAUUUAUGAAAAGUUUGCUCUAAAUUCUCAGCUAGGAACCUAAAAUUGUUUAAUCAACAUCUAUAAUAUAACGGCUCGUGCCGUUAAAAGUAGGUCCGUAAUGGCGCCAACAAGAUUGGCAACGAAACCGCUCGGCGUCAACGAGAACCUGAACGGCAUGUUAAGCCACGGCAUUACGACGAGGAGUAAACAGCUAGCUUCUCUAAAGAGUCACAAGGACAGUCUAAAAAUUCCCAAUAAAAGGAAAGCGGACAGUCCUCUUAAAGAUGUGACUGCGAAGAGGGCGGCGUUCGGAGAUAUAACGAACGCCUAUAACAAAUCGUGCGCGCCCCAGGACAAGGAUAAAGCCAUGCCAGUGAAGAAAGUCACUGUUGAGACCAAAAUGCUUCCAGCAGUAAAGAGCAUCAAAUCACAAACAAGCACACUAAAUGGCAAAACUUCAAAGACCAAACAACUCCAGCGGGUAGCCAAUAAUGCUAUUGAUGCAGUACAGAAACAUUUCACCAAAGACCCACCCAAGCAAGUGGCCACAAGAGCUCAGAAUGGCAUCCUGAAGAAUUUUGAAAGGAAAGACAAACUCAAAGAGCAGAAUCUGAGUAAUGGUUCAGUCAAAUCUGCAAGAAGUGAUGUUUCCGGUGAACCCUCACUUUAUAUGACUGCCUUGGAGAAUAUUAGCCCAUCUGAGGUAACUAAAGAAGAGUACAAACAAAUCAGUGAGAAACUGAACAAAGUAAACUUGGAUGACACAUCUAGGUCUUUGGAUGAAGAAACAGAGACCCCUCAUAAAACUCCUUCUGGUGUUCUUGACUUUGACUUUGAGAAUUGGAAUGAUCCACUCCAAGUAUCUCAUUAUGCUAUGGACAUAUUUAAUUAUUUGAAAAACAGGGAGCGCCUUUUCCCUAUUGACGAUUACCUGAAACGUAUGAAUGGAAUUACAUCGUGGAUGAGAGCGCUACUUGUAGACUGGAUGGUUGAAGUUCAAGAGAGUUUUGAACUCAAUCAUGAGACCCUGUAUUUGGCUGUGAAGCUAGUUGACUUGUUCCUUACUCGUUCAACUAAGAAUGAACAAAUAGAACAACUGACAAAGGAGGAAUUGCAACUAUUAGGAGCAUCUGCCUUGUUUAUAGCUUCUAAGUUUGAUGAGCGCAUUCCGCCCCUAGUGGACGACUUCCUGUACAUCUGCGACGGGGCAUAUACGCUGAGCCAACUGCUUAAAAUGGAGAUGACUAUUCUCCGGGUCAUCGACUUCGAUCUCGGCGUGCCGCUCUCCUACCGGUUCCUCAGGAGAUACGCCCGGUGUGCUCGUGUAUCAAUGCCUACACUAACACUGGCUCGGUUUGUGUUAGAACAAUGCUUGUUGGAAUAUGGACUUAUUGAAAAUUCAGACAGUAAAAUGGCUGCUGCUGCACUGUACCUUGCUCUCAGGAUGAAGAAUCUAGGUUCAUGGACACCCACUCUACAGUAUUAUACAGGUUACAACCUCAAAGAAAUUCUCCCGAUUGCAUUAGCCCAGAAUGCAGUUCUACACAAGAAGCCAAAGUCUGCGAUUAGCACAGUUAGGAAUAAAUACUCACAUACAAUAUUUUUCGAAGUUGCCAAAGUACCCCUAAUAGACGAGGCGACGCUCACUAGCUGAGGAAUAAGUACCAGGAAUGUUGUAUAAAGUUUAGUACUAGGGUAUGUACUUAAGUUUUGAUAGUUAGUUAUACAUGUAAUCGUUAACAAAGCUGUUAGCCUAGUCGCCAAGAUCAAGUUCUUCAACUACUAACUCUAUCAGUUUCGGUAUCUAGAUUAGAAAUUCCCUAUACGCGUUCUCCUAAACCUAGCAGAGAAUGUAUACGACUAGGCUUGCUUUUACUAAAUUUUACUGUCAUAAUUUGAAAAUUAUAGCUAUGAAAUUCAAAUAAAUAUCUUCCUAGAUAAACUUGCUUCGUCAUCUGUAACACUACCAGUAAGCAUUUAUGUUAUUAUUAAAUUGUCGAAGCCCUAGAGGGUAAAAGAAACAGGAGCGCCUGCCAAGAAAUUGUUGCUCUCUUGAAAGUAUUGUUCAUACAUAUCUCUAGACUAUGGUGUUUUGUACCAGUGUAUUUGUUUGAUGUGAAGACUGAAAUAUAAUGUGACAUAGCAGAGAUGAUAUAAAUUAUAUCUGGAUACUAAGAGAAUGUAUUCUUACUUCUGUUAAGAAAUAAAACGAAAAUGAGUGAAGUUAAGUCAUAUUAAUGAUUCGGAUUUUUUCUGCUAAAAAUCAGUACCAUUGGGAAAUGUUAACCAAGAGUGUGCCAUAAUAGGCAAAUGAAAGUCACAGAAUCCUCUUCAACUAUGGAGUUGAUUACGGAACUAAAAGUUUCAAAUAUUGUUUAAUUUGUAUUUAAAAGAAAAACCAAAAUCAGUAACCUCAAAUAACAUUUUGUACCAAAAAUAUCCAAAUCAGAUUCCAUCUAUUUUACAGUACUGUUUUUGAUUAACUUGCUUUUGUUUAACAACAGUCUUCCUAUAGAAAAUUAUAGGUAGUAAGUUUUGAUAAAACUAGUUAAUUAUUUAUUGUUUUAUAAUUCUCUCCGUACAGUCAAUAAUAAAAAAAUCUUUAAAUCAAAAUUUAUUAUUCUUCAAACAAUUUUAAUGUUUUAACAGUACAUUGAAUGUACUUGUUGCUUCGAAAAAUUUUAAUUGGCUCGUUAUUAACUAAAAUUGAAUAUGAUUUUGUUAUUGAUUGUACUUCAUGUGCAUUUUUAGAAUUGCAAAUGGUAUUUUUUGGAUUUGGUUUAUCAGUAAGUUACGCUUAGACGUUUAGUAUAAUGAUGCCUACUUAAAAUACCUGAAUAACUGAUAUGUGUAGGCUUAAAAUAUAUUUUUAAAAGGUUAAUUAAACAUAUUUAGAAAAAAAACGAAAUUUAUUACAUAAAAUUAGUAACUAAGUAGCCUCAAUUUAUUUAGUUAAAGAAGGAUUGUAUGCUAAUCAGGACUAUAGAAUUGAAUGAAAGCUUCAACGCAAUUUUAUACAAAUGCAAUUUUAGCGGAUUUGCUAAUAUAAUUUUCAAUUUAAAUUGUUAUUAGAAUGGAUUUUGUAACAUUUUUAAUAUUAAUUAAUUUUACAUUAUUUGUAGUUAUUUGUGAGAUUCACUUUCCACUGUCUUACGUUUAUUAUUAUUUUUGUAAUUUAUCACGAUUUUAGAGUACAAAAUAUUGGAAUGUUAAUAAUGUUGUUCUUUUAAUACUAAGUUUUUAGAUGUAACUUUGAAUACUGUUUUUUUUUCUCUUGAUAGUAUCUGUGCUCUAGUUAUAUACAUGAUUAAUGUGAACCUACUGACUUGUAAAUAAAAACGAUUUUGGUUUGGUA